ACUUUCCCGCUCAACAGCUCAAAGAUGUGCAGGUGACUUAAGAGCACGCACACACACAUACGAAAAGAAGCACGUGCACGCAUACACACAUACAUACGUACAUAUGGAUAUGCGCGCUUUGCAUAUGCUUGCAUUUUUUCGGUUCAAGGUCAUGAGGAGGCCAAAUGCUAAAACACAUUUGCUGUACAAAUGGCAGGCGGAGCUGGGCGAGGAGUGCUUCGAGCCCCACAAUGGCUACAUGCACUGCACGCUGUGCAACAGAUUGUUAACUGCCAAUCGGCGCGCGCAGCUGGUGCAGCAUCUGUACUGCUCUGGCCACAUGAACAACGAGUUCCAAGCAGCAAAACACGAACAACAACAAGAACAACAUUGGGCAACAACGGAUGGCGAAACGGAGAGCUUUGUGGAUGUUGUGGGCGUGUCGGACAUAGAGGAUGCGCCACAAAAUGAGCGCAACUUCCAGCUGGACUUAUGCGCAGCUUUGCGCGCCGCCAACAUACCGCUGUGCGUGCUGGACAAUGGACGAUUCCGGCAAUUCCUGGGCAAAUAUACGCGCCAGCUCAUACCCGACGAGCGCUACAUGCGCAGCCGGUACAAAAUGUGAUACUUGAAUGUGUCCAUUGCUGACGUUUAUUGGCCGUGCUAAUAAUACAGACUAAACUAAACUAGCUGAUUAAAUAGAUAUACAUAUGUA
This is a messenger RNA of Drosophila montana, 694 nucleotides long. RefSeq lists its product as uncharacterized. Gene Ontology annotation, biological process: regulation of transcription by RNA polymerase II. The coding region runs from base 104 to 604 and encodes 166 amino acids. Gene Ontology annotation, molecular function: double-stranded DNA binding. Lineage: Eukaryota; Metazoa; Arthropoda; Insecta; Diptera; Drosophilidae. Gene Ontology annotation, cellular component: nucleus. The transcript is spliced from 2 exons. The record is from RefSeq and is a predicted model, not a curated record.